Messenger RNA from Hyposmocoma kahamanoa, 2373 nucleotides. Its product is annotated as carbonyl reductase [NADPH] 1-like. The record is from RefSeq and is a predicted model, not a curated record. Lineage: Eukaryota; Metazoa; Arthropoda; Insecta; Lepidoptera; Cosmopterigidae. Gene Ontology annotation, molecular function: carbonyl reductase (NADPH) activity. Bases 283 to 1248 code for a protein of 321 amino acids. The transcript has a single exon.
AGCGCCAUCUGUUGCAGUGUUUCAUAAUUAACUAGCUAAACGUAUAGAAUAACAUCCAUGAACUUUUCAUUUCGUAUUUCAAACCGGAUAUGUGAAGGUCGUGUGCUCACGGCUUUACCCGUGUCACGAUAGUACAACUCUGUGUAAACAAAUCGAUUCCAUUUAUUAUCACGCUAAGUAUUUAAAGUGACAAAUCCGUUCGCUGAGCGCUUUAUCAAAAUUGACUAUAAACAGCUAGUCUUCGGUUGACGGGCAGUAUAGUUCUGAUAUCGUGAGGAAAACAUGGCUAAUAAAGUCGCUGCGGUCACCGGCUCCAACAAAGGCAUAGGUUAUGCCACCGUUGCAGAGCUCUGCAGGCGAGGUGUUACAACAGUUUACUUGUGUUCAAGAGAUGUUGGCCGAGGAAAAGCAGCUGUUGAGAAUUUAAAGAAAGAAGGUUUUAACCCACUAUUUCACCAACUUGAUAUCACUGAUAAAGGCAGUGUCAGGGCUUUUGCUGCUCAUUUAAAAGGAAAACAUGGUGGCUUGGAUAUUUUAAUAAACAACGCUGCAGAAAUCACAACAGAAUUCAUAAAAACAACUUACAACGACGCGAGAAAAGUGAUUGAUACUAACUAUAAUAGUGCUUUCAUUAUUCAAGAAUAUUUGUAUCCUAUACUGAAGGAUAAUGCUAGAGUUAUAAAUAUUUCGAGUGAUUGUGGUCAUAUUUCGAAUUUGAACAACAAAUACUGGAUUGAGAGGCUGACAAAGAAUGAUGUGAAAGUAGAAGACGUUAAUGCGUUCGUCGACUGGUUCUUGGAUUCAGUAAGAAAUGAAACACUAAAGGUGGAAGAUUUUAAGGAGCCUUUCUUUCUCCCAUACCGUAUCUCUAAAAUUGCAUUAUGUGCGUUAACGAGGAUUCAACAAAGAGAGAUUGGACGUGGUAUAUCUAUAAACUCGUUGCAUCCGGGAUUUGUGCAGACAGAUAUGACAAAGACGGUUGUUCCUGAGUACUUGGUUGAACUAAUGAAGCAGAAUCCUAAAUUGACUGAGCAUCUUGGAAGAGUUCCUCUAGAGAAGUCGGGAGAGGCCCCUGCGUAUUUGGCUUUGGACGUUGAUCAAUCCGUGAAAGGAAGGUAUUUUUGGCACGAUAAAACGGAGAAAGAUUGGGCUGAUCCAAAUUUGGACGUAUUGGCAAAAAGUGAAGAUUUCAAAAAAGUGAUGAAGAAUUCAGGUAUAGAAAUACCCAAUCUGCAACCAAUAUAUUAACAUUUACGUCUCAUAAUCCAGUGUAAGGACAAUAAGUUAUUAGCUUCAUUUUAGGUCUCUGAGUAAUCGUUUUAAACAUAAUAGUACAAGACAGGUAUAAUACAAGAUGUUUACCGUCAAUAUAAAAAAAAUUUGUUACAAUACGUUAAUUCAAGAAAACACUAUUUUAAACUUUAAGUGAAUAAAUAUCAAGUUUUAUAAGGGUAAUAAAUUAAUUGUAACAAAGCGUAUUUUAAUUUAUCAAGUCUCGAAUGGGUUAAAGUGCUUACUUUAAAAUUCCAUAUAAGAAUAAAAUUUGUUCCCGAGCGCCUGGAAUGCCUCUCACUGAGGAAGCUCGGCGUUACAUCUCGAAAAAUAACUUAAAAAUCAUAAAUUCUCUUUGAAUUCCCAUGCCAGGGUAAAAUAUGAGCGUUCCUAUGAAUACGAGUAACGAGAAACGAGAUUUGGGAUUUUUAUGUUAAAUUGCACUAAACCUUACAAGAUGGUCCCGCAGAAGAGGCAAGUAUGUAUAUUAUAUAUUAUAUAACAGCUACAAAGUCAUAAUAUACAAUGAAAGUACCUACAUCAUUAAUGCGCUUCAUAAACACACGGAUGUUAUUAUCUUGCCUAGAUAACACUUUGACCGCUGUUAGAGUAAAAAGUUUCAUUAACUAUAGUUACCUACCUAUUUAGUUAAUUAUUGUUGUUGAUUAGAUAUUGCUUAAUCUUAUUAAUAUAUACCCUUAUUUUUGUUAUUUUUACAAUUGACGAUUGCGUCUGUUACGCAAUUUCUGCAAAAAUCUGCAAGUUGCAUGACGGGAGCAGUUAAGCUUUCUUUUGUAUCUUCCUUAGUUUUGUAAUGCACAUAAUUGAAAGUAUCCAUACUAUAUCUAUUACUGCCUGAAUUAAAGUUAAAUAGUUCUAGAUUUUUUUUUAUAAUAUCAAAUGACAAAUAUAUUGCAAAUGGUAUGUAACGUAAAUCAAAAUAUGUCCUUUAGUACAUUUGAAAUAAGUUACUUAAACAGAUAUUUUUUGUAACUACAAGUAUACUUCAAAAUACGGUUGUUUGUAUUAAUGUUAGACAUAACUGGUUGAUGACUGACACCAUCUCAGUCAGCCAUGACCAUGAGACCAUGUGAUCAAGAA